This is a messenger RNA of Fusarium redolens, 2477 nucleotides long. Its product is annotated as Alpha/Beta hydrolase protein. The transcript has 5 exons. Bases 178 to 2064 code for a protein of 628 amino acids. The record is from RefSeq and is a predicted model, not a curated record. Lineage: Eukaryota; Fungi; Ascomycota; Sordariomycetes; Hypocreales; Nectriaceae.
AUCGCUAUCUCCAAUUGCAUGUGAUUCAUUGAAUACUGACAUCACCCAUCUGGACAAGACCUUCAACUUAUCAACCUCGUUUUCUUUUUCUCUCAUUGAUCCUUGUCCCUACCACAACAAAAAGCUUAAACUGGGAUAAGCUUGUAUCGCGACAAUCAUCAGACAAAGAUUGUCGCGAUGGCAAUUCCCUUUAUCGGAAGGCUUCGCCCUCACGAGUAUCUAGCUCUCGUGGGAUCAUUUAUCCUCGUCGGUCUCGAGGCAAUCAUUCGAGUCUUGACGUUGGCUUUGCCCCCAUUUCUUGUUACGCUUUUCUAUAGAGCUUCAAGACGACUCUUCAAUAGAUUUUCUGCGCCUGCGAGGCGACGAGCAGAGAGUAAACGAAAAACGAUAUCCACCAAGGUACGAGACGCGCCUGACUUCGUUGAGCUGUGUCGCAUUUGGGGCUACGAAGCAGAAGAACAUAUCGCCCAGACCAAGGAUGGAUAUCUUUUAGGUCUUCAUCGUCUGCAGUGGAGGAAGGGUGAAGAAGGACAGAAAGUUAACUACGGCCCGACGAGUUUGAAAAAGAAGGUCAUAUACAUGCACCAUGGUCUUCUUAUGAAUUCAGAGGUCUGGGUUGCUCUCACAGAUGAGCAACGAUGUUUACCAUUCGAGCUGGUCGAGAGAGGUUACGACGUCUGGUUUGGAAAUAACCGGGGUAACAAGUACUCCAAAAAGUCAAUUAAUCAAUCGCCAACCUCCAACGCCUUCUGGGACUUUUCUAUCGACGAAUUCGCCUUUCAUGACAUUCCAGACAGCAUCAGCUAUAUCCUUGAUACGACCCAGCAGGAGAGUCUCUCGUACAUCGGCUUUUCGCAAGGUACAGCUCAGGCUUUUGCUAGCUUAGCCAUCCAUCCCAAGCUCAACAACCAGAUCAAUGUCUUCAUCGCUCUCGCGCCUGCUAUGGCGCCUGCCGGCUUAUCUAGUGGAAUUGUCGACGCGCUCGUGACGGCAUCGCCCUCUGUUUUGUUCCUUUUGUUUGGUCGACGUUCGAUUCUCAGUUCCGCCACUAUGUGGGAGACCAUCUUAUACCCGCCUAUCUUUAGCAAACUCAUUGAUGUGGGGCUUUCAUUCUUGUUCAACUGGCAAACACUCAAUAUCUCCGCAAGUCAGAAGUUGGCUGCUUACCCACAUCUGUACUCUUUUACGAGCACCAAGAGUGUGGUUCACUGGUUUCAGAUCAUUCGAAACAAAUGCUUCCAGAUGUAUGACGAUGACGUUCAUCAACCGAUCAGUGUCACUACAAACAGCAAAUACUCCAAGGUUGCCAAGUACCCGACUCGAAACAUCAAAACACCAAUCGUUCUGGUUUACGGCGGAAGCGAUUCCCUGGUGGACAUCAAGGUUAUGCUCAAGGAACUACCUCCUCAAACUGUGGCAACUGAGAUUCCUCACUAUGAACAUCUUGACUUUCUCUGGGCUCGAGAUGUCGAUACGCAGGUUUUCCAGCACGUGUUUGAUGCGCUCGAUAGUUUCACUGAUGCCGAGCAUACAAAGGAGGAAUAUGAUCGUUACUAUGUCAGCCGGCAGGAGAGUCUUUUGGGUUCAGGUUAUGCAUUUGGGCAUGCUCACCACGGUAGCGAGAGCGAAUCUUCGACACUUACGCCAAGUCUUGAGGGAGCCAAUGGUGUCCAACUUGCACCGCAACCCCAGCCACACAGAGCACGAGAGCAGGCCUCUGGAAUUCCUUCUCCCAAGAACACGACACGACACAAAGUGAAAUACUCUGGUGAAAUACCUGCAGGCGACCGACCAGCCACCCCUGAGCUGUUUAAGGGUGCUGCGGGAAGAGAUUCGCCUGAAAGUGGACUGGAUUCCCCAGUAGCGGCUAGAGUAAAGGCUGGUGUUAAGCGCAGCGGAAGUGUCGGAAGCAAUAUCAGCCUGGAUAUGCGAGAAGGUCGUGGUAUCAGUGUCGGUGCGAGUAAGGCUGCUGGCGGCAUCGUGACCAAGAGCGGCGCCAGUGGAACCAACGUGGAGGAGAGUCCUAGAAGAGACAGUUCUGCAGAAAAGAAAAAGAAGAAGUAGGUGGUUAAGUGGAAGCGCAAUAGGGGAAGAGUUGGACUCAGUCAUGUCUUUGAUCGACGAUUCAGAAAUAAUGCUUAUUCUUUUUAUUUGUUACAGAAGGGACAGCAAUACAUCUCGAGCAGUACACGCACGUUACAAUCUCUUGGGUUUGAGAGAGCCCAGCUUUUCGCAAUAUACAUAGUCCAAACUUGCGCAUAUCAAGCUACCGGGGGACCACAGUAGUAUGGAAUAUAUGUCAAGUGGAGAAUAUUUCUUGUGCCAUAUUGAUCACUUUCGGUUUUAAAGAGGCACAGCAGCAAGAGUUCUAAUCUGAUAGGCAGCCAGAAUAGGAUGAUGGUGCGAGGAAGUGUGAGUGGGCCAUAUGCAAGGCUCCUUUGAUCCUUCAACUAUAUCAUUGAGGCUGAACUGGAGUC